UUAAGGGGAUACUUUCGCCUUUGUACACAUUUACUGUAUUCUUUCUGUGUUAUGUACUUGUUUUGUGUAAUAAAGUGUUUACUACUACUACUACUAUGGAAUUGGCCUUUAUGUUAUGUUAUAAUUAUAUUGACUUUCAGUUCAGCGUGUCUAAUAUAAAAUUUGAAGCUUCUGGCAAGGAAAGGCUGAUGUUUACUGUGGACAAACAAACCUGCAACAGCUGGGCUGGAAGGAUCUUUCUGCUCAAAGGGAACUUCCAGUAUUCUAGCGAAGACUGUCUAGUAAAAAAGGGUUUUGCUGGGUUCAACGGAGUAGACUUAAACAAGCACUCAAAUGACUACCCUACCUGGGUCUCCACAGGGAGAUUCAUCGAACGCUUGGGCCUGGUCCACAAUGGGACCUCAGUCUUCUGCUUUGAGCUUUUGGUCUGGAUCCGUAAAGUCAAAUGAAAACAACAAACAGUUAAGGAUGACUCACGCUAGACUAGGCCGGGCCCGGGCCGGAGUGUCCGACACGUCAUUUUCUAUGACGUAUCGGACAUAGAAAACGAGGCGCCGGGAG
Molecule: messenger RNA, 561 nt
Organism: Cydia pomonella (codling moth)
Lineage: Eukaryota; Metazoa; Arthropoda; Insecta; Lepidoptera; Tortricidae
Exons: 2
Coding region: 96-449 (117 amino acids)
Source: RefSeq, a predicted model, not a curated record